CUCGACUUUAUCUCCCACUAUCCUUCUCGCCCUGCACCCACCACCCCUCUAUCUUGGUCGUAUUUGCGAGCCAGAGCUCCCAUCCUCGUUGUUCAUUCUCUCUUAUACGGUCCUUCAGCUCAGGCUUACACUGUCUGUGACGUGGUUCUUGUCUUUACUGUACUUUCCUUACGUUGAACGUGGAGCGGGCAAUAUCGAAGCACUUUUUCUAACCCUGACCUUGUUGCCCUCAAUUUCCCGAGUGGAUUUCUCGGCUCAACCAAGUGGGCUUUCCGAAAGACUCUUCUACGAUAUUACAAGACUGCUUGAACGUUCUCACAUCCUCGACCUCGUCAUCUGGGAACCCUGUAUCGACAACAUCUACCUCUGCAUGUCACCAUGACUCCUCCGGGGUUGGGUAAUGGGUCGCGUCAAAUAACUUCAACUCCCUGUCCUUGACCUUUGUCCAAGGUUUUAUAUUUGCCCUUGCACAACUCCAUCCAGGUCCCGUCUCCUGUCGUUACCAGCAAUGGAUCGCCUCCAAACUGAAGAUGGGCACCAUUUCAUUCGAGUAAGAAAUUUUACCUUCACAAUCUCAAAACAUGCGAUUGCGUCCUGCAUUCACUUGGAUGAUGACACUAUGAUACUGACCAGGAUUCUGUCUUUGUAGUCACUGGCACAAUUCAUUCGCCAACAUGAAAAGGCUCUUGCCAACAGCCUUCAGCUGUCCGUCCACCGACGGCAGAAUUCCUUGAAUAACUCCUCUUCCUCUUCUGCUUCUCCCUCCUCCAGUGUGACCUCGGGCAUGUCGGCCACCACGUCCUUGACCUCCUCCAGCGCACUCGCAGCUGCCUUUUCAUUUGCUGGCCUCAACUUCCGAUCACAUGCCGCAAAAGCCGCCCUCCUGACAUUGACCCCCCACCAUUUGUUCUUCCUCUUGUCCAAGAUGGAAGACAUAGACAUCGUCGUGGGCUCCAUGAACAUCAGACUGGAGAACCUCAACAAUGACCAUUCUUCCAAUUAUGUCUCCUUCCUUCAAUCCCACAAGCCUUCAAGAGGUAGGAGCGACAAGGACUCAAUUCAUUCGGUCUCCAGCAUGCGUAGUGUCAUGUCAGGUAUGAGCACGUUCUGGUCUUCCAUUGGGCUAGGAGGCUCGACAACCAAGAGCGAAAAGACGAAAGCUGCUACACAAGCUGAUCUGACCUACCUCUACUCGGCAUUCACAAAGCUGCCGUCGCUACGACUGACCACGGAUCAUCGAGCCCGGUUGAUCAAGGGCUAUGAGGAGUUUCCCUUUGACACGGCUGUGCCAUUGUUUGCGUUCAAGAAUCUACAACAGCUUGAUAUCGUCGACCUCGACUUUCGUCAGUUCUUCGGCUGGGACCGCCUAGCCGAGCAACUCACGCUGUUGACCGUCAAACGCGCCAACCUUGAGGAUCCGACCGAGCUACUGACGCACAUUGUGCUGGACGAUGCUGAAAAACGACGCAGGCGCUCCACUCGCGGCGGACGUGGGUCUCCGACACCUACGUCAUCGUGGACCGUUCCCUCCACUCCAAGGGCCGACUAUGCUCAGUCGCACUCAGAUCCUGGCUCGCCUGCUGAUGGUAGUCUGGACACUGAGGACAACAGUGAGUCUCUAGGGAAAGAAAAACCAUUGUCUGGCAGCGUCUCCCCCAAACGCCCCAGCCCAUCGCGACCGAACAGUUCGUACAGACACGUGCGCACAUAUUCUACCAAGGUGAAGAGGUCCGGCUCUGGAAGUUCUAAUUCCAGCGACUAUUCCAUCCAGCCGUAUCGUAGCGAUAGCACCCCCAAUCUCAUGGGGAUGAAUGUCCUGCCACCCUCAAAGUGGCAAAGACUAAAAUAUCUCUCCCUGGCGGACAACUCGUUGACCUCCAUCUCGGCGAGAAGUUUGGCACCCGUUGCAACCACGCUACGAUCCUUGAACUUGUCGUCCAAUCUUUUCACCGAAAUCCCUGACGGUGUUGCAAGUCUGACAAGACUCGUCUCCCUGGAUCUAUCGAACUGCAUGAUCAACUCACUCCAAUCUCUAGCUAAAUCUCCCCUGCCUGCGAUCCUGACGAUAAACUUCAAGGGCAAUCGCCUGCGAUCGCUUGCUGGAGUCGAACGACUAUUGUCCCUGGAGCAGCUCAAUGUCCAAGACAACCUGUUGACAGAUCCCAUGGAGAUGGCACGGCUGACUGGCAUCCCCAACUUGAAGCGGAUUUGGGUUAAGCGAAACCCAUUUACAAAAACCUCCUCCGACUACCGUGUUACUACUUUCAAUCUCUUCCGCCGAAGCCCAGGGUACGUCGAUGACAUGAUCAUUGACGAGUCAGGACCAGGGUAUUCGGAACGCAAGCAGCUGGUCGAACGGGUGCCUGAAACUGAACGUCAGUUGCACCAGCCAGUCAUCCGAAUUAAUGAGUCGCCUGUCAUUAUACAGCAACCUGAACAAGCGAGGCCCACGUCGACCGUGGCGGUCGAAACUUCGACCGGAUCAACACGACGUAAACGGGCACCUCGUCGCAGGAUCGUCGAUUUAGCCAAAGACGAAAGCUCUGGCCGAAUACCGAUUGAGGACAUAGCGGCGACGGUGGUUGUGGAACCAUCAGUCCCUCGCGGUCGUACAGACCAAGUCCCCAAAGCUCCGGGCCGCCGUCAGAGCGAGCCCAGUGCUGGAAUAAACGAAAUUCCACCCGAGGCUUUUGAAGCCUUAAUACCACCUGCAAAUGGCGUGAUUGACCGCCUUGACCAACAGGAUGACUACCGAGCCAAGAUUGAAGCCCUCCGCGCGGAGUUUGGCAGUAAUUGGCUCAGUGCCCUUGGUGAUCAGAAUUGGCAUAACAACCAUCUGAUAGAAGUCAAUCAAGGGCAGAACUUGGGACACAACUCGUUGCACCGAUCGGGGCACCAAGUUGUUGUCAGCGGCGGGCGGACUCUGGGAUAGGAGCCGCCCUAGGGUGAUAUGCAGUCGACCCAUUCUCGAGCGACAUUUGUGCUUUUGAAUUUUGUGAUUAGGGAAGCCCGGCUGUCUGAACUUUUUUGCAUGAAGCAUUCAUCAUAUACCCACUCGUUUUUGCUCUACAGGAGAGGUGCCCAUGCAUGGGAGGGGGAGGUUAAUAAGUAUCUCUGGUGGACCAGAGACUUGUCGCGGACCACAGAGAUUGAAGGUCUGUUGUUGUUACUGCAUAGCGAAGGUGCUUUGAGACAUGGUUACAUGGUUUCACGGCGACAUGGUUUGAUAAAAUUUGUUGCAUGAAGCACGAAGUAUGAAAACGAUGGAACGACGAGAGUUUUGGUACAUAGUGCUUCUCAAGAUGGCGAAUGAAUGACUGAUGAAAAGAGAUCUCUAAUCACUCUCUACUUUGAACCACUGAA
Molecule: messenger RNA, 3363 nt
Organism: Exophiala mesophila
Lineage: Eukaryota; Fungi; Ascomycota; Eurotiomycetes; Chaetothyriales; Herpotrichiellaceae
Exons: 2
Coding region: 785-2932 (715 amino acids)
Cellular component (GO): cytoplasm
Molecular function (GO): protein kinase binding
Source: RefSeq, a predicted model, not a curated record